Molecule: messenger RNA, 1893 nt
Organism: Phytophthora sojae
Lineage: Eukaryota; Oomycota; Peronosporomycetes; Peronosporales; Peronosporaceae
Exons: 2
Coding region: 1-1893 (630 amino acids)
Source: RefSeq, a predicted model, not a curated record
AUGGUGUGGAGCGAUGCGAGCACUGUUUACAGACACGGGGAGCUCCGCGACGGUAUGGCAGUGGGGCCCAGACUACAAUCCAGCUCUCCAGUUCCCCCGAGAGACAGCGAGUUGACUUCAUUUGAACGCGCAGAGCAGCUUCGGACACUCCGUGAGGGACUCGCUCUAUUCGCGGCAGUGGCGUGGAUUGAUGCAGACGCACUGGUCUCACUGCUGCAGUCCAAAGGGGUAUGCGCAGUUAAGAGAGAGAUGCGAAGACACGCGUUUAUGAUGGCCGAGCUGCCUGUGUUCGUUGAGAUCGGAGUGACUCGGAAGCUGUCCAAAGACCCAAGCAAAGACUUCGCGUGGGUUGAGGACGAUCUCGUAUCGCUCUGCUGCCAGCUGGACGAGCAAAAUACCAGCGAGGCAUUCCAGGAGGCAUGGGCAAAAAUUGAAAUGCACUCUACAACCGAGUCGCAGUCGUUGAGGGGUCUCGCAAUUCCGAUUCGGAUCAUUAUUGGCAAACCGGAGUACUCGAAAGCUGGAGGCACUGCGUCUCAGCGAGUUUGGAAUGCCAUAAAGAGCGCAUUAAACCCUGACCAAGUCCAGUGGGGGUGGUUUACGCCGAUCUUGAGCAGGAAUUCCACAAUGGCGAGAAGACCCAGGUCCGCAUGUUACGCCUCUUACCUCAUCAACUCCAUCAACGCAAUGAACGUGCGUACGCGCGCUGGCUCCAGUGCUGUCUUUAUGAAGUUGGUGACGGAAAUGAGUCGUGGAGUUCUCUUAUCGGCACUAAGUUUCUGCCUCGUGCCACGACACGAUUCUCAAAUCGCGUGCCGCAUGAUCUCAACGUUAUUUUGUGAGAUGACUUGCGUGGAUGAUCAACGCGGCGCGUUCGUGAAUUUUGGGUGCGUCACCUUUCAAAAAGAGAGCGGCGUGGAAAUGAAUGCGCUUUGCUCAGCGCUGGUGGUGACUCGCUCCUGUCGGUCGUUCGCCUUCAGCCUCUGCCCGGAAGGCUCGGCUUCGGAAGUGAAAACCUGGAUGUGGAUGGCGUACGCAUUUUUCUCGAGCCGAGCUCGCCUGCGCUCCUCUGUGAAGCAAGUUACGAUCUACAACGCUCGUCUAAGUCGCGUCAUACUGGAUACGAUAUCUAGGAUUCUAACAGCCACCAAUACGGAGAAGGAACUAUUCACUGUUGCUACGGGGCUGGACAGCACAAGUAACACUGCUCGUGACACACGCGAGUACCAUUUGAAGCAGAAUGCAGUGGUGCAAGUUACUGAACAAACAAACGGCCGUGUGGUAUCAUGGAACUCGGCGGAUAUACUUCGACAAGGUGGAGUUGGCGGUGUAAGGCUGGUAAACCCCAACGAUAACGGCUUUACAAUAUCUCCGCUGAUGCUUUUGUUCGGGCGUGCAAGCAGUACAAUCCGCCACUCCGUCGUCUUGAGUGCCACUUCGACGAUAUCCGCGUUGUCGCCGAGACAUUUGAGUGAUGAGUCGAGUAUGCUGACGAAUAACCUUCGCUGGUGGCACUGCAGUUUGGAGCGGUUCAGGAAUUUUAGGGCGACAUUUGGGGCCUUGACUCGUAUGCUGAGUGAGAAUACAGUGCUGCGCUACUUGACAGUGGUUGGGGACCGAUAUUAUCUACCAACGUUAAAAGCUGGAUUGAUGCAGUUCCAUCUUCAGGAGCUCGAAGGCAACGGAGAGCUGCAGGUCGCGUGCAAGUUGGCGUUCUUGAGUGUUUUUCACGCCGAUGAAGCGCGCCCACCUUUGAAGAAGCAAGCGAAAGACCAACCCGAACGUUUUCGGCUACAUGCCCCAGACACGCACGUGAUCACCAAGAUUUUUGAGUUUGCGGCGAAUCAUGCCAUUCGAAGUGUGAGAAUCAUCUCCCCUAGCGAUAUUGAAUAA